GCUUUGCGUAUUAGCAUUCAGUACUGAAAUGUUGGUCGUCGAAGAAGUCGGAAUGUAGUAAGAAAUCUGGUAGGGAAAUAUGACGGCUUUGCAGCCAGUUUUCCCUUUGCAAGUCUGCAGGCGACUUGAACGACUACUUUUACAGUUGCCCAAGAUACGACGUUUGCGAUAAUACAAGCUCCGUGUGGAAUAUUUGCAUUGAUUACCCUUGCUACUUGGACACUGUUUUUCAACAUGGCGCCCGGUAGUGCUAAACAUUACAGGGGAGGGGAGUCCCUUCCCCUGGUUGUUCAUGUUAUUUUAAUAUUCUGUUUCAUUGGAUUUUCUUAUCAAGAUGACCAUAAUUGGAUAGGAAAAUCACAAGGUGGUUCAGGGAGAAUAAAGCUUCGCAAUUUUGAUACCAAGCAUCAACGGAGGACUGUUGAAAUAACAGAUGAAGGAUAUUUGACAGACAAUAGACAGGAGACUGUCAGUCCCAAACAGUUGGGAGGAAUUGUCAUACAAGCUGAAUCUGAAAAACUGUCAGCUGGACUUCGUUGGCUUAGUAAUGAUGAAAUUGGAAUUACUAAGAUGCAGGCCAUCUUUGAUUCAUUGCCAUAUUCAAAACAUCCAAGCAGUGAAAAGGACAGAUUGAAUAAAAUUGCUGAAUUGCUUCGUUCUCGAUUAAUCGGGUAUUUAAGAGUAUUACGGACGAUAAAGAUAACAGUACAGCAUUUAUACAGCUUUCAUCUGAAACAAGCUAUUACCCAACGCCUGGAUUGUUGCAAUUUACCUUACAGGGACUUCAAAGCGGACCCUGCUUAUGGAUGUCGCAUAUCUCGUUUAACAAGCUGUGAUCUGAUUCCACCAAGUUCAGACCCCGGAGAUUUUAAUCCUGGCAGGAAUCUUACUGAAGUUUGGAGCUCUAAUGUCCAGUACUUUCCUAGUGUCAAAUGGCAGUACUUCAUCUCUGCUUCGGGUAUCCACAAUGAAUACCCAGCAAAUGGUUUCCGCUGGGCGGAGGAUUGCCGCAAUGUUCAUGAUACCAGACACAGAGAUGUGUUCUUAUCAACAAUCCAGCCACAACGAAAGCAUGUUGUGAUUGUAGUGGAUCAUGGUAAUGCCAUGAGUAUCACCCAGUUACGCACAGCAAAGGCUAUUGCACUGCAUCUUCUGCAGUCCUUUUCCGAGAAUGACCGUAUUGCUGUGGUGGGACUUGCGGCAACAACAUUUCCUCGUUCUGACAGCUGUCUACCUCAUGCAUUGGUGCCAGCUACUGUUGAAACCAAAUUCUACUUCAGCAAGUUUGUGGAAGAUCUUGAGAAACAAGACACUGCUACUAACCACACCCUGGGCUUUGAGACAGCCUUUCAGCUCAUCCACAAUACUUUCAGGAAAGGCAAGAUGUUGUCAGACAGAGCUCUCAUCCUGUAUGUGAGCCGAGGGUUGCUGUCCUCUCUGACUGAAGCCCGGGAUGUCAUGGACAUGAUUGCUAUUCACAAUGCCCAGAUGGGGCACAAGGUCAUCAUCAACACAUAUGCUGUCAUAGAUGAUGGUAAGCCCAUCAUGUAUGAGAAGAGCUUCCUACAAGAUAUCGCAAACCAGAACUUCUCCAAGUAUGAUGUCCGAUACAGGCUGAAGAUACCCGUCAUUAAGGGUGUCAUGCUGUCCAUCAACAACACCAGAGACCUCAGCUCCACAGUGGGAAGGUUCUAUCUGCCUCUCAAUCGGACAGCAAAGGAGGACCCUGUUUUUUCUCUACCCUACAUAGAUGAGGCUGACAGAGGCCUGACUAUGAGCAUCAGCCAACCAUGUUUCCCCAAUGUGGGUGAUGUGAACCACCUGAUUGGCAUGGUGGGUGUGGACCUGCACAUGGAAGACAUCGUCCAGGAUAUCACCUACUACAACCCAGGAGAUGGCUCAUAUGCAUUUGUUGUCACAACUGAUGGUUUUACAAUUAUGCACCCAUCCUUUGAGCGUCCGAUCCGUACCAGUGUCCAGCCAAUGCAUACAGACAUUCGGCACUUUGAAAAUUAUGAAGGAUUUGAAGAUAUCCCGAGAUCCACGAGGAAGGGGGAGGAGAGACUGCUCCUGGGGCUGCGGAACCACACCAACCUGGAGGGAGACAUCAUUGAGACACAGCACUUCUGCAAAUACCUCUGGAAUAAGGUGGAAAAUGUGCCAUACAUUGUCGUCAUCAAGGUGCUUGAGGAACGCUCCGAGACCCGCCAGCUCAAAAACAUCCACAUCCACAGCCAGCCUGACCUGGUGUAUCAUCGUAUUGACCUGCUCCCCACAGAGAACAUGUGUCUCCACCUCAAGCAGCUGGCCACUGUCGAUAUCAGCACUGUGUUCAUGUCCCCAAGUAGCUUUGUAAGUCCAUUUGAACACCUCAGUCAGGAUGAAAACAAGAGAACAGUCCAAAUGUAUCUGGCCUACUUGAAAGAUGACACAAGACUCAUCACCAACCCAGGUCUUAAGGUUGCUGUGCGUAAUGAUGUUGCAGCCAGCAGUCGGAUCAACUCAGAGUGGAUCCGCAGAUACUCCACCAGUAGACUGAAGGACUACAUCAUCCGCAGGUAUGUGGCCACUCCGAGUGGUGUGUUCCGGAUGUUUCCAGGGACACUACUAGACAAAACAUUUGAUCCAACUAAACGCUCAUGGUACACACGAGCUAUGGAGUUCCCAGGGCACGUGACUCUUACAGCGCCAUACUUGGAUGUUGGUGGUGCCGGCUACAUUGUCACCAUCAGUCACACCAUAUUUGAGGGAAAACCAGCAGCACUGCAUAGCCCUAAGGACCGUGUGGUUGCUGUGAUGGGCAUGGACAUCACUUUAGGCUACUUCCACAAGCUCCUGUCAGAGAGCAUCCCAGCCUGUGAACAGCCCACAGUCAGGUGCUUCCUGAUGGAGGACAAGGGCUACCUGGUGGCUCACCCUGGGCUCAUCGACCCCAACGGAAAAGGACCAGUAGAGCAGCAGCAUAUCACACACAAGGAACCUUUGGUUGCCAAUGAUAUAUUGUACCACACUGGCUUUGUGCAGAAGAAAGUGUGCAACAAGUAUAAUGACCGGACAGUACAGAGAUUUUACAAUUUCAACACCAGCCUGAAUGGAGUGCUCACCAACAUGGUGCAUGGAGAGCAUUGUGCUAGAUAUCAGAUGACACACAUCCCUGGAACAAAUGCCUUUCUUGGUAUUGUCAACCAUACCUGUGAGACGGCCACUGCAUUCUGUCCAUGCAGCAUGGUGGACAGGCUCUGUCUUAACUGUAACCGCAUGGAGCAGAAUGAAUGUGAGUGUCCAUGUGAAUGCCCACUUGAGAUGAACCUGUGUACAGGGGAACUGAUGGACUUCGAAGACCUUAACCCAAGCUGCUUCCAUGCCCCUGAGGAGGAGCGUCUGGUUGUUGCUGAGCCAGUUAUUGUGGAAGAUCUCCAACAAUGUUACCAGCCUCGAUGUGACCAGCGCAAGUCCAAGAUGGACUGUAUGGGUGUGUUGGACUGUGAGUGGUGCCAGCUACAGGCAAAUGGCAAUACACGGCUCAAGACUCCCUACUGUGCUAGUCAGAGGGAAUGCUUCGGUGGAGUGGUCGGAGCACCAACGCCAUAUGGAGAUGAAAUCAAUGCCAUGGAACAAGAGUUUGACCCCAGCAAGCCAAAGAGUACCCCAGUUGGGCCUGUAGCAGGAGGGAUCAUGGGCUGUUUUCUCCUAGUGGCCCUGGGAGUGUACUGUUACCGCCACCAUGUGCACCGCAACUCUCACCAUUACAUUAGCACACUACCAGACAAUCAAAACCGAAUGUCCCACUACUACAAUGAGCCUGAUGACCCAGAGCCAACUGAAGAGCCAGGAGCAGGACACACUAACUUCGUGUUGGCAUCAUUCGAAAACCCAGCCAGUAUUUCUCCAUAUCGAGUCAACACAUCCUACCGCCGUCCUGCUGGUGGUGAUAGUGACCAUGGCUACAGUACAAUGACACCACAUGAAGACAGUGAGCAUGCAAGUUUGCCUUGCCUAGAACCUCUUCUUAUUGGCAAGGACAGAUACAAGCCUCAUGGCCUCACAAAGACUCCUAUGUUGCCCCCACCUCCAACAACCAGUAGGCGCAGUCGAAGCCCUACUCCACCACAGACUAGACUGUCCACAUACAUGCCCAUACCAGAACAGACUGUCAUACCCUCUGAGUCAAUAUUGGGGCCGACUACAGUGAUUGCCGAAGCCCCACAUAGUGUUAUUGCCAAUGUGCAGGUACACAUGGUGGACACACACUGA
Molecule: messenger RNA, 4254 nt
Organism: Haliotis rubra (blacklip abalone)
Lineage: Eukaryota; Metazoa; Mollusca; Gastropoda; Lepetellida; Haliotidae
Product: VWFA and cache domain-containing protein 1-like
Cellular component (GO): voltage-gated calcium channel complex
Molecular function (GO): voltage-gated calcium channel activity
Source: RefSeq, a predicted model, not a curated record